AUGAUGAUAACAGACGAGCUAACAUCCUGUUUAACUUAUUUCAUUUUAAGUAAAAGAUCAGGGCGUCGCAAAUAACCUGAGACAUCAUGGGAACUUAUUGUACGCGGGUUACUUUCUUCUGCUGACGUUACUAUUCAAUUUAACACGUUAUAUAGCAUGCACCUAUCAAAUCAUCACCACUUUUAACCGGAUACAAAAGUAGCACGGAGGAGAGAGAGAGAGAGAGAGAGAGAGAGAGAGAGAGAGAGAGAGAGAGAGAGAGAGAGAGAGAGAGAGAGAGAGUGUGUGCUCAUACGAGAUUGUGUUUAUGAUGGAAGAGCAGGAAAACUAUGAAGGCAAGCGCUGUACUGCCGUGGAAGAAAUAAGACUGUUGAGAUCGUCUAGCAAAAAAGAUCCAAGAGGGGUUACAUUUCAGUCCAAGACCUUUGAUACAAACUUUUUUCAAAAUUCUUCCGAGUGUGAAACCAAGCUCGAGAGAAAAAAAUCUUCGACCAGUCAGUUUACUAAGACUAAUGCACAGUUUCAUAAGCUUUUUCGGGAAGUAUGUAAAGACGAGCCUCUAAAACAAAGUUAUACAUGUGCCUUACAAAAAGACAUCCUCUAUCAAGGAAAGCUGUAUGUUUCAGAAAACUGGAUCUGUUUCCAUUCCAAAGUAUUUGGCAAAGACACAAGGAUUGUUAUCACAGUCUCAUCCGUGACCCUUAUUAAGAAAACAAAAACUGCCAUUUUAGUGCCAAAUGCACUUGUUAUAGCAACCCCAAAUGACCGGCAUAUGUUUGGGUCUUUGCUCUCCAGAGAUACAACGUAUAAGGUCUUGAAAUCCAUAUGUGUUCACCUGGAGGACAAAAGUACCGGAAACAGUCCAGUCAUAUCGGCUGAAAACAGCUUCAGGGCAGAACGUCCAACAUCCUUGCCUCUGGAUUUUACUGCAGAUUUCUCUGAUCUGGAUGGAGCAGUUAGGAAAAGAAGACAGGAGAUGGAGGAAACUACCAGCUCUGGCUCACAGACACCUGAGUAUGGAAGUAUUCCAGAAUUCCCAGGAGUGUGUCCUACUUUCCUAAAUGUGGUUAAGAAUGGAGAUCUACCUGUCAAUGCUGAUAUUCACAUGCAACAAAAUCCUGAAAGAAACAUGAGUGUGCACAGGAAAGGUUCUUCCAAGCUGGUGGGUGUUUUGCAUAAAAUGAAAUCGUUAUGGCCAAUAUCUUUGAACUCCCUUCUCCUUGUCUACUUGGUCUUUGUUUGUGUCCUAGUUCUAUUAUCGUGUUAUAUGGGCUUUAAAAUAAUGGCUUUGGAGCAGCGAUUGACUUCACUGGGUUCUCUGACAGAGUAUCGGGAAAAUGAUGCUCCUGGCUAUAAUGUUCUGCUGCCCGGCUGUACGGAAUUCCUGGGAAGAAUCCUGGUAUGUGUCAAUAGGGAAGACACUAGUGAUCAUAUGGAAAUUCUGACUUUUUUUGGAGAACAUUUUGAAACCUGUUGGCUUUUUGUGCAGCAACAUUCAGAAUCAAAUGUUAAUGCAGAAAUGAUUCAUGGGGAGUUAACUUCAAACCUGGCCAAACUAGAACAGAUUAAGAAAAACCUACAAAGGCUUCUAGAUGAAACGGAAUAAAAAGGGUUAACUGAAAUGGAAGUUUUUCAACCUUAAUGUUUUGCUGUUUGCCUUUGGGACCACAAGACCUUCUCUGCUGGACAGAACCUCACAAUGAUGGUACUUGUAGCCCAGAUCAUGUGGACUGUACUUCACUGUGGAACACUUAAGUGGCCUUAAUGCUGUGGAAUGUAAAAAUCCUUACUAAUGUGCAAUAACAUUAUUUUAUUGUGAAACCUUUCCUGUGAAGGACUACACUGUUUCAAUUAGCUAGUUUCUCUUGAAAACAGGAGUCAUAAAUAGCUUAUUGCCCAAAGACUAUUGGUGGGUGUAGUAGAUGGGUGCUAGACCAAAUAAACUUUUGUUGUACUCCACUCCAAAUGUAGUGUAAUGUUUGAGCUUUUUGUUGCGUAACACUUGCAUGUGCUGGGCAUAUGCAUUGCAGAUUAUAUCGUUGGUGAUCUGCAUAUGGGUAGCUAUGCAUAAAACUGUAGAAACUGAAAUGUUUUGUAAGAAAAAAUGGGGUAACUGAAACAAAUGUUUAUUCUGUAUGAAGAAUUGUCUGGUACAUAAAAUGCUUCGAGUAAGUAGCAGGGUUCUGAGAAAUAUAGCAUUAUACAUCACCAUGUGUUGCAGCAGCUGUUUAACUGCCAUUUUCUUUUUGUUUACGUCCUUACCACUUUUUAUACUUGCAACUUUAACUUGCUUCAGCCCAUCACCGCUUUUGGAGCGUAGGCCAUCGACGACAUCCUGCCAAUGUGUCUGACUGUCUUCCAGUUCUCUGCAGGUGUUAUUCACUCAUGUCUGCUUGAAGGUUGCGUUUCCAGGUGUUCUUCGGUCUCCCUCUUUCUCUUCCCCUGUGUGUUCUAGGUCAGGGAUUGUCUGGUGAUGUUGGAGGUGGGCUUCCGUAGGGUGGGACCAAUCCAGCCCCACUUUCUCCUCCGGAUUUCUUCCUCGACAGGGUCUUUCGUGGCCCUUUCCCUUAAGUCAAUGUUGCUGACUAUCUGGCCAGUAAACGUGAAGAAUCUUGUGCAAACAUCGGUUGGUCGUCUUCAUUAUUAUCCUUGUCUUUCUUCACGUUUUGAGCCAUACAGGAGUAGUGAUUUGACAUUUUUUAAAUGAAUAUACGAAUCUUGGUGUGUGUUGUAAUUAUAACUUUUACAGUGUGUUUUCAAAGCUCUUCUUUUUUUUCUUCUUCUUCUCUAGUGCACUGGUGUUUUAGAUCUGUUCUCCUAAAUCACUGCAGGAAGAGAUUUUUAAAAAAGUACUGCACAGGCUUUUCUGUUCUGGACCACAUCAUGGAU
Messenger RNA from Polyodon spathula (Mississippi paddlefish), 2889 nucleotides. Its product is annotated as GRAM domain-containing protein 2B-like. The record is from RefSeq and is a predicted model, not a curated record. NCBI's taxonomy places the organism in Eukaryota, Metazoa, Chordata, Actinopteri, Acipenseriformes, Polyodontidae. Bases 308 to 1606 code for a protein of 432 amino acids. The transcript is spliced from 14 exons.